Messenger RNA from Macroventuria anomochaeta, 851 nucleotides. RefSeq lists its product as uncharacterized. The record is from RefSeq and is a predicted model, not a curated record. The coding region runs from base 116 to 379 and encodes 87 amino acids. The transcript has a single exon. NCBI's taxonomy places the organism in Eukaryota, Fungi, Ascomycota, Dothideomycetes, Pleosporales, Didymellaceae.
CACGAGGCGUAUCAUAUGUGUUUUUCCUCUUCUUAACAAAACAGGGCAAACACAACUGUGAGGCUGCAGAGAUUGCUCAGGCAAAAGCCGAGCAGAGGGCCCGUAAGACACCUCGAUGCCGGCCACAGUUAUCUCAUCGACGCGAGGCGACCCUGCAAAUGCGAACAAUAAGCCCCGACCUGAAAGGCUCCGCGUUUGGGAUGAUUCCCCAGCACGUCAAGAAGCGAUUUGGGAUGAUAUCAUGGGAUCAGGAUUUGCUCGGAGCGGCACUUCACUGCACAUACUAGGAGAGUCUGGGGAAGCCAUACAGAGGUGGGUGUUGAGUUCUGAGCUCGACCUGCAUCUCUUUCAGCGAUCCACCGUCGUCUUUGACUGUUAAAUUUCUUCGACAGAAUCACGCUAAUACCCUGAGUCCCGCCUUUAAAGCCGCGCAGAAAUUAUCCGAGCCUCCCGUCCACGCGGCGACCGAUUUUGCAACACCAGCACCCAGAGUGCAAAGAACCGUGUCGCCGCCUUCAUCAUCGAAUACAAGGCACUACACAAGCUUCUGCUCGGUCAUGUUUACGAAGGGCUGGACGAUAUGGAGCUCGAGGACGUGGUUUGUUGUCGCAAGGCUGAGAGCCCGAGAGACCACUUUCGGCGCUUGAUGGCGGUUAGGGAUGGGCUGGAGUUUGGUUGCGUGUGCACCGGCGAAGCGUUCAUCUUUUUACGGGUGUGCUGGGACGAUCCUAGGACGGUCUAUCCUUAAGGGUGAUGUUGGGACAACCACAGGAUGGGCAUUAGACUCAAGUGAUUCGAAUCGUCUGCAUUUGACAGCUGUUGGGCAAAUGUUGGUCUUCACUCUUCAGGCA